CAGUCGUAAUGCAGAUAUUGCUGCGAAGAAUGGUGCACCAGUGUAGCUGCAAUACAGUCAACCCCCACAAAUGUGGGAUCAUCCUGAUAACGCUCACUCCAAAGCUCCUCCGAGGACACCGACUCUCCCUGAUUGUCCUUUAUGCAAAGUACCGUUCAGAGGAGGGAUGAUCUGCUUAAUCUGCUGGUUUAUACUACGUGGCACGGGCAUGGCUGGAAUUCGAGUGCGAUACAAGGAAACAAUUUGUGG
Messenger RNA from Suillus subaureus, 249 nucleotides. RefSeq lists its product as uncharacterized. Bases 9 to 170 code for a protein of 53 amino acids. The transcript has 2 exons. NCBI's taxonomy places the organism in Eukaryota, Fungi, Basidiomycota, Agaricomycetes, Boletales, Suillaceae. The record is from RefSeq and is a predicted model, not a curated record.